Molecule: messenger RNA, 1607 nt
Organism: Fukomys damarensis (Damara mole-rat)
Lineage: Eukaryota; Metazoa; Chordata; Mammalia; Rodentia; Bathyergidae
Gene: Arpc5l
Product: actin related protein 2/3 complex subunit 5 like
Exons: 3
Coding region: 786-1151 (121 amino acids)
Biological process (GO): Arp2/3 complex-mediated actin nucleation; regulation of actin filament polymerization; cell migration
Cellular component (GO): Arp2/3 protein complex; actin cytoskeleton; cytoplasm
Molecular function (GO): actin filament binding
Source: RefSeq, a predicted model, not a curated record
GGGGUGGACCCAGCUCUCUAGAUGGAGCCCCCACUAAGGAAGCUGGGAAUUCAGCUUUCCCCAGGGGCUCUGUCUGCUCACAUGUGGGGAUUGCUGCAUGAACAGGAGUAAAGACCCGAUUGGGCAGAACCAUUCCUUGUUCUAUUUUUGAAGCUUUUUGGCUGAAGCCAGUGUUUCACAUGAGGAAAUGAAAGUCGGCUGAUGUAAUUCAGUUUAAAAUAGGUGUCACCUUUGGGGACCUAACCCAGAUUGUAAUUUUCUUUGCGUGCUGGGUAUUUAGAACUUGGCAGAGAAUGUGAUGUUAGGGUUGCGACUAAGGUUUGGGGGUGGGGAAGCAGAGGCACUGGCAAAAGGUUCUUGUAGCAGUUGGGACCUCAUUGACCUGGGGGGUAGAGUUUUAGUGCAUCUUGAUUUCUUUAGUAAUGUAACUGCUAAGCAGCAUUGAGUGAAGAGUUAGACCUCUUUGGGCCUUCAUUCUUCCCUUUGAAAGCAAGAGUGACUUUGUGUGCACAGUGGCUGAGGACCCAGUGGGGCAGGAACCUUGCCUAGCACUGAGUGGGUGCUGCAGGCUCCAUGGGGUUUUACUGCAGUUCCCUGCAAGGGCAGUUGCUGGAGGGGGAGCCUCUAGGAGGAGGCAGAAGGAAGGCUGGCAGAGGUGCCUUUCACCGUCCCUGUGGCUCAGGAAAGCAGCAGGCUGUAGUCAGGCUGUGCCCACGGUGAGGAGGCAGCAGUGGGUGGUCAGUGGCCGAGUCUGCUCUUGAGCUGCUCUUGAGGUCAGUCCAUUAAUGAAAGUGUGGCCGCACGUGAGCCCAGCCAUCCUUAACUGGAGCUGCUGCACAGGAGACAUGCUUCGGGCUUUCCAUGCAGCCUUGCGGAACUCUCCGGUCAACACCAAGAAUCAAGCCGUGAAGGAACGAGCCCAGGGUGUGGUGCUGAAAGUGCUCACAAACUUUAAGAGCAGCGAGAUCGAGCAGGCUGUGCAGUCCCUGGACAGAAAUGGCAUUGACUUGUUAAUGAAGUACAUUUAUAAAGGGUUUGAGAAACCCACAGAAAACAGCAGCGCAGUGUUACUCCAGUGGCAUGAAAAGGCCUUAGCUGUAGGAGGACUAGGCUCCAUUAUAAGAGUUCUUACAGCAAGAAAGACUGUUUAAAAACAAAAAAACAAAAAGAACUCAUGUUACCCUGAAGAAUUUUCGAUGCCCAGGCUGGACUGACAAUGGACCAUCUUCCUAGGAACUCCCAACUACAAAUUUCAGGACAUGAAUCUGCUGAAAUGUAUUUUAUUUUCGAGGUGGAGGGAGAAUCUCUAAAUCCUUUGCAGGAUCCGAGUCUGCCUCUGUCUACAGAGUUCUGUAGAACUGACCCUUGACUGUCUGCAGAGUGGCUGGCCCGUGUCGGUCAGGUGUUACUGUGUGCACUGCCUGUUUGAAAUGGGGGGGGAUUUGGGCAGGUGCAGAUCCAAGGGCUGUGGUGAAAGGGAGAAUUUGUUUUUCAGAAGUGGGUAAACCCGAGAGUUUGUACAGACAUCCUGUCUUCCCAGAGAAGGCAGACGCUCGGGUUCAUUGUAAAGUGCCUGCUGCAUCAAUAAAGCUCUUGGCUUAUUAGUA